GCGAAGGUGUCUCUGCAGGUGUCGGCAUUUUCGAGCAUCGAAGGAGGCUUCGAGGGGCUCGUGUUCGUUCUUCGUGCCGUCGCGUCUCAACUGGGUCGGCAUGAACUCGGCCCGAUAGAGUUUGUUGUUGAUCUGUGGAGUCCUUGGAAGGGAAGAAGCCGAGCAUGUGAUGAAGCAGGAAAUGGGUUCGGGAUCCCGGUGCACGCGAUCUCAGGCAGCUCCGGACUGGAGCGCUGGCGAUUUGCUAAUACUCGUGAAUGAGAUUGCGGCUGUCGAAGGGGAUUGCUUGAACGCGCUCUCUUCUUACCAGAAAUGGGAAAUUAUCUCAGAAAACUGCACCGCGCUGGAUGUAGACAGGACUGCGAAUCAGUGCCGCAGGAAAUGGGAAUCCUUACUUGCUGACUACAGAAGGAUUAAGCAGCACGAUUCACGGUCCGGUGUCAAUUCAUAUUGGUCUCUGGGACAUGAUAGAAGAAAAGGUUUUGGCCUUCCUGAGACUUUUGAUAGAGAAUUGUUUGAGGCCAUCAAUAAUCUUCUUAUGGUGCGGGAAGAUAGAGCAGAUACAGAGCCAGACAGCGAUUCAGAAGCAGAAGGUGACACGCGUGAUGCUGCUGCUUCCGAAUCUGGUUCUAAAAGGAAAAGAAAGAAACCUGGGCACAUCAUUGUGCAAGGACUCCCCACAACGAGCCCAUUAAAGGAUCAAAGUACAAACUUCGGUGUCCUGAAGAAGCGCAGUGAAAAUCCCUCAGGUUCCAAAAGGAAAAGCAAGAGACGCAAGAAAAGCAAGAGAAGCAAGAAAAGCAAGAAAUCUAUGUCUCCUAAAAUCGUUGUGCAAGGACUGCCCACGACGAGCCCACUAAAGGAUAACAUUAUGGCACUGCCAGCUGCGAGCCCAUCGAAGGAUAACACUAUGGAACUCGACAUCCCGGAGAAGUGCAGUGAAAAUAUAUUGCAAGAAAGGCCUCAAAUGUGUCUUGCGGAUGCUGACGUCAUGCCUGUGGAGAACUGUGAGGGAAAGAAGCUCGAGGAAAGCUGCUUCGAAGAAACGGGGAAAACAAGUGAAGACGAGCGGGAGCAGAUGAUGGCCUUGACGUUGCGAGAAAAUGCUCAGCUGAUCCAACAAAUCGUGAAUGGGGGUCCGGCGGAUCCAGGGUGUGGAUAUGUAGAUGUAAAAAGUGUCGAGAACUCGAAAACCGAGUUCAUUAGAGGGCAAGGCGAUAAGCUAAUUGCGUGUCUUGGAACCAUCAUAGACACCCUUAACCAGCUCUGUGAUGUAGUUCAAGUCAAAGAAUGCGACUAAUUGCUACAUGCUGAAUGUAGUUUGGGACUCUGCAUUUGGAUGCUUUUCAUGUGAAGAUGAUUCAGAGGCUUCCCUCCUGCAGAGCAAAAUCAGUGCUAUUCCAGUAGCAAGAAUUUUGA
This is a messenger RNA of Syzygium oleosum, 1419 nucleotides long. RefSeq lists its product as uncharacterized. Bases 170 to 1300 code for a protein of 376 amino acids. NCBI's taxonomy places the organism in Eukaryota, Viridiplantae, Streptophyta, Magnoliopsida, Myrtales, Myrtaceae. The transcript has 4 exons. The record is from RefSeq and is a predicted model, not a curated record.